AUGAUGAUCGAAAAAGCUAAAAUAGAAGCAGAAAAACAGAAGAUGUUAGCUGAAUUAGAUGCUAAUCUCUACGUCCUGAAGACACAGAGGAGCGCCACAGCCGCCUCAGCAGAAGCAGCAGUCUACGAGGCAGCCGCAGUGGAUGAGAAGGAUCCUCUCUCCGACUUGGUCCAGAUCUUGCCUCAGGACACCGCUCAACGCACCAGCGAGUACGUGCAGGCCCACUACAACGACCCACAGCAGAAAGCUUCGGUCCCGCAGCCGCCUGACACCACCUCCAACGCACGAGCACCAUCUCCACCGCCUCCAGCCUCUGUAGCACCAGAUCCAGUUCAGUGGUACCCGCUUCCUACAGAGUCAAAUCUCCAUAAUGUUUUGUUUAAAAAUGAGAGGCUGGACCUGCUCUGUCUGCAGUUCUCUCCUGCGCUCCGCAAGUCUCUCCCCAGGGUCGCAAGCAGGUCUCUUAUGGGGCCCAGGCACUCAUAA
Messenger RNA from Knipowitschia caucasica, 486 nucleotides. Lineage: Eukaryota; Metazoa; Chordata; Actinopteri; Gobiiformes; Gobiidae. The record is from the annotation of a GenBank genome assembly.